UCCUGCGUUGUCUCUCCCCAGCUGUGGGUUGGCAGGCUCAUCCUCUACUCCUCAGUGCUGUACCUGUUGACCUGUCUGGUCGUCUACUGGCUCUAUCUCCCUGAGCCAUGGAUCCAGAGGAUUGCCAUGGCCCUGCCGUUCUUCAUGGUUCCUGUGCUGGUGUGGUUCUCAAGGAAACUGCUGGUCUAUCUCUUCUCCAAACGCACAGAACGAAACAAUGAUAAAUUAGAAGAUUUGAAAGUUUCCAAAAGAAAGAUUCUGGAGGAAGUGAUGGAAACGGAGACCUACAAGAAUGCCAAGCUCAUCCUAGAACGCUUUGACCCUGAGGCCAAGAAGAAAGCGGAGUUGGAGUCAACUCCAGUGCGUCUCCAGAUGACUCCACGACCAGGACAAGAGAUUCGUCAGAGGGGCGUGGCCAUGAGGCCCAUGCCGAUGGUGGGCCCGGCUGGUAUGGUGAUGAUGACUCCGCCCCUGGGGGAACGCCCUCCAAUGGCCCCGGGCGCCACACCAAUGGCUCCAGGGGGUCCCCCUGAGAGAUCUGCUCUGUCAACCCAUGUCCACCAGGGGGCCAUACACAGAACACCCUGCUCUCCCAUCCCAGGUGAAGGCAUGCACCCUCCUGGGCCUCCGUUAGCCAGGCCUGUCCUGCCCAGAGAGCGAGGCACGGUGGACCGCGUCAUAGAGUACCUGGUGGGAGACGGCCCCCAGAACAGAUAUGCUCUCAUCUGCCAGCAGUGUUUUUCUCACAAUGGGAUGGCUCUGAAAGAGGAGUUUGAAUAUAUAGCCUUCCGUUGUGCGUAUUGUUACUUCAUGAACCCGGCCCGCAAGACGCGCCCCCAGGCCCCCAGGCUUCCAGAGUUCAGCUUCGAGAGGAGGCUGAGGGCCGAGUCCCCUUCCCCAGGGCCGGUGCCUCAUUCCGGCUCAGAAACAGAGGAGAGUGCCACACCGUCUGGAGCUAGGGCCCCGACUCCAUGGACCUCUGUCCACAGCUUUAUCCAGAGCCAGCAGCCCCCAGAGCACCCUCUGGCACAGCCCCUGCAGAAUCCAGACGAGAGGGAGGUAGGGGAAGAGGAGGAGUCUGGCAGGCAGGUGGUGGAAAACAGCCAAUCAGAGGAGUCCCUGCAGCAGAAAGGGGAGGAGGAGGAGGAGCAGCAGCGUGCUGAAGAACCAAUGGAAGAAGCUGGAUCGGAGGAGGCUCCUAGCGAAGGCCAAGAAGCAGAAGUACAAGCGUCAGAUCUGCAGGAUUCCUUCUAGAAAAUCUCUCCUUCCAGAAGAAAAGGUGCUGAUCAGACAUACGAACUGAGGAGCAUGUCUCAGAGGGCUUCUUCUUCAGGUGCCAGUCCAACACAUGAUGAAGGCCAUUCUACCAUGGGAUUCAACUCAACUAAACACAACUGUAGUCUACCAUUGUUUGUAUGUUUUGGCACGUGCACUAUGAGUGAACCAACAAUAGAUGAAUACACAGCACACUUUUUCAAGCUUUGUUUUCACAGUCGCUUUAAACGCAGAGUAAUGCUACCAUGUUUCAGUACCGUAAACACGUUAACCGGGCCUGAAGUCAUCAUCGGAUUGGAAUUCUUUGUUGGAUAAUUGACUACUAUUUGGGGUUUGAAGGGGUACUAGUAGGGGCUGCCAUUGGGGUACCACGCAUACUAUGAAUUAUUUAUUGUAUUUAUGCUAUUUGUAUAGAAUAUGUAGCAUAUUCUGGAACAUUGUUCUGAUUUCUGAUUAGUUUUAAGAUAUUUGAUAUGUUGACUAUAGCAUGGGCUUGCCUUAACGAUAAUUUAAAGUAACUGCAAAGUAGAAUUAUGUAAUCAUUGUCUCACUUUAUUUGGAUCUUAAACACUAUAUUUAUUGCAAUCUUAAUUAAAUCCUCACAUUGUGUCUGAGGGCGAUACUUAUGAUGUGACCCGAAGGAGGACAUUGGUUUAUGAGCUAGAAGUCAUGAAUAGAACGGUCUCCAUCCCGUCUACCAAAGACUCCAACAAAACCCUCUGUUAACCAGAUGGUCAGGUUCAACUGAUAAAAAUAAUCAGAGAGGUAAAUACCACUAGUUUGGACCUAUUCCUGUGUGACGCACAGAAAUGGACAUGCACGACAGAAUACUGAAUACUAAAAUGUGUGCCGGUUUUUUCUGUCAAUUUAUUUCUCCCAUAAUCAGAAUGUAGGAUCCUGUUAUGGUCUUGUCAACAUAAUAUAACAUCAAUCCAUAUGUACAUAUUAUCUUGCGUUUUAAAAACUUUGUGCAUGUAUUUGACGAUAGGCACUAAGAUCACCCAUAUCCACAGUGUAACUCCAGUACCUACUUUUCAUCUGAAAUAAGUUUAUUAAGGGGUUUCUUUUGAGCUAAUUAAUCUGCUUUAUCUAAACCAGUCAGUUUAUGUCUACAGAAGCCAGCUGAUCUUCAUCAUACUUGUACAUUGUUUUCAGACACUUUCUGAAAAUAUUAUUUAAUUGAUUUAGAAAUGAGUCCUAUUCUAGCUAUUCUAGGUGAUUUUACUCUAAAGAACAAUUUACUCUAGGCUACAUGCAUCCAGGAUUCCUGCAUGUAAAGAGUCUGCCACUGAAACCAGUCCUGGUGUGAGAGGGUUGGGUGACGCUUUGUAUGUACGCUUUUGUUUGUUAGCAAGCAUUACUUGAGGCUUUUUAGCGUUAUAGCAGUCACUGUUCUAGCAUAUAGAUAUUCUUUCAGAUAACCAUUAUUGUUCUGAUUGUUUUGGUUGGCACCUUUUGCAGUCCCUCUGUGUGCCUUGGCUGCUAUAUGUGUUUACAUUGUUUAUUAUUUUAGCACUAAUGUAAAGCAGAUUACAGUCGAUUUAACCCUGAUGGCAAUGUUGGCCUAAUUAUUUAUCAAAACGCUUUUUAAGCUCUCCAAUGCCAUGUCUGUUGAAUUAGGUUUUCAAGCAUAUGACUGCUUUUGCACUUUCAGUAUUUUACCAAUUCUGGAUUUACUGUGUUUGCCAUCAAAUACACUUUGGAAACAUUGCAAUUGA
This is a messenger RNA of Gadus morhua (Atlantic cod), 2993 nucleotides long. Its product is annotated as endoplasmic reticulum junction formation protein lunapark-B. The record is from RefSeq and is a predicted model, not a curated record. The coding region runs from base 127 to 1254 and encodes 375 amino acids. Gene Ontology annotation, cellular component: endoplasmic reticulum tubular network. Lineage: Eukaryota; Metazoa; Chordata; Actinopteri; Gadiformes; Gadidae. Gene Ontology annotation, biological process: endoplasmic reticulum tubular network organization. The transcript has 13 exons.